GCUUGAACUUGAUCUGCACCUGCUUCGGGCUCUGUAGCUGGCGACAGUCCCUUUAUACACCCUUGGGGACAGCAAAUGCUGUUGGAAAUUUGGACGACCGUCAGCACCAGAGUAUACGCGUCCUGACUUGCUCGAUAGGUUCAAAUAAUUCCUGGUUCUCAUCGCCUUCCUGUGCGCCGCUACUUCCAGUACUUCUCCCGAUCCUACAGAUACCCUCUAUACCCUUGCACCCAACGUAGGGCCUUGAUCUAGAUUCUCUGCAGCCACUAUGGACUCGUUCUUUGGCAAGAAAAAGCCCCGCGCGAGGAAUUCUUCUGCCUCGACUCACCAAGAGCUUACUGGCUCCGUGCCCUACCACAAGCUAGGGCCCCCACAGAAGUCCCCAAUGACGGUCAACACCAUGUCGCAAGGCCUACGUGCGAACCCUACGGCGGUCAUUUCUGCGCCGAUGACGAACCCGACUCUUACUGCGAAUGGCACCGAGCUCAACAAGUACGCCAUGGCGCGGAACCGCCAGGACCGCGAGCGUGCCUACCGCGAUGCGAGCCCGCUCGGCCGACCGGGCUCGCCCAACAGCUCCAUCGCGACGUCGGACUCGCAGACGCUGUACAACGACCCAGAGAGCCCGUCGGGCAGGGCGAACGGACGCCGCUACCGCGGGAGCGAAAGCGGGUCGUCCACGACCGACCUCGCGCAGCCCUCGCCAACAUCCCCUGCGAGCCGGACGCGCACAUUAAACGGAGACUCGUCUCCGUCGUCGUCGUCCUCCCGGCCCACGUCCGCGGCGCCAACAAUAGCGACCUCGCGUACGGACGAGAAGCGGUCCUCCUCGCGGUACACGCCCUCGCUGAGCUCCUUUGACUCGCACGGCCACCUUUCGACCCUCUCUUCACACUUGCAUCGCCAUGUUAGCCAUGGUGGGAGCGACUUCUUCUUCCCUCGGCCGGAGCACGACGAGGAUAUCGAGGCGUUGUUCGAGAACAUAAGGCGGACGCGCGGGUUGGGGGAGCUCCCGAACCUCACGGUGGAUCAGAAAUGGCACAUGGUGUACAGCGACGAGCAGCUGCGGUGGAAGGAGGAGAAGCAGAGAGAGGAGCAGGCGAAGAGGCAAACAGAGCCGGGGCAGGCUGCCUUCUUGAUUGAAGGUACUCCCGAGUGGUAUAUGAAGAAAUUCAUGGAUAGGACCAUUACACCAAAGCAGGCAGCGGGGUUGCAAGUGUCUCUUAGAGGGAAGGAAGUCAGUUGGUUCAGGCAUUUCGUAGAGCUGCAGGGAACGUCUGUGCUGGCGCAGACUCUUAUGCAUAUUAGUCGGAAACAAAUGCAACGGAGGAGAGAGGAUACAGAGGUCGAAUACGAAGUUGCGAAGACUAUCAAAUACAUCCUCAAUCACCCGUUUGCUGCCAACGACGCGCUGAACCAUAGCACGCUUGUCACGCAAAUCUCCUCUUCCCUGAACACGCCCCAUCUACCGACACGGAAAUUGCUCCUAGAUAUCUUAGUCUUUCUCGUGUAUUUCAACGAUGGACAAGCACACCAGCAAGUCAUCGAUGCACUACAUACCCUUAGCGAAUCGAAUCAUGAACACGGGAGCUGCUAUACGUUCUGGUUCAAGUCAUUUGAGCAGUCGCUUAUCGGUCGUGGGCGGAUGGGGACACUAGUCGGCGCGAGUGAGGAGAUCAAGCGACAUGGAGGUGUAGAUCCUUCGCUCAACGAUUACACCACGUCUAACCUGCUUCUCAUCAAUGGUAUUUUCGAGAAAAUGGACGACUUGGACAUGCGGAUUCACCAUCGCGCCAUGAUGGAAGCGGCAGGCUUGCAAGGCAUCGUCCGGCAAUGUCGUACUUUCGCAGUCGAUGCCAUCGAGAAGCAGCUCAAUAAGCUGCAGCAGAACCUCGAUGACGACGAGCAGAAGCUGAAGGAGCGGAUGGACCACGAAAUCCUGAGGGAUCUCGCGAACCCUGAGGACGUCUUCAACGCAUUGAAGGCCAAAGUAGCAGAUAGCAAGGCUCGUGACUACCUGUUGUCGAUGUUGCAGCAUCUGCUACUUAUCCGGGAGGAAGGGCCCGCCCUGGCCUACUACUUCCAAAUUGUUGACGGGGCAGUCACAGACCUCGUGAUGGACAAGCAGCUGGGCGGUGGUGAAGCUCGUCUUGGUCGUUCCGUUGAGCGCAUCAUCGCUCAGUUCAACGAGGCCGAUCGGUACCAGAAUGUUGAGGACGAGCUUGCCAGAGCUCAGGCGAACGCCCUGCGGCUGAGGCUAGAGAAGGAGGCUUUGGAGGAGGAAAUUGCUCAGGGUGGCGAAGGCUUGGUAUCGACGCUCAAAGACAAGACUUCGCGCCUUGAGCAAAAGCUACAGGUCUCGCGGGAUAAUACUGCCAAGCUCCAGGCACAGAUGGAGGCGCAGAAGCUCAACUACGAGGAACAGAUCCAGCAGCUGGAGGCGCAGAUCAUGGAACUCUUCCGGAUGCUGAAGGAAGUGGGCAAGGGCGUCAACCAUAUCAUCGAGAACUCGGGAGGCAUGGACCGCAAGACGCUCAUAGAGACUCUCGAGAAGCACCUCCAGCGCGAUAAAACGAUCGGCAUCCUCGAGGGCCGUGACAGGCGACGAAAGGCCAAGGGCGUUAAUGGACAGGCGGGCCAAAGCGAGGACUCUGAGGGCACCGCGGACGAGGAGGACACGCCGACGAAAGCUGGCAGUCUUCGCAAACGUGCCGGUGCAUCGAACAUGAAGCGCAGCAAAUCUGGGAAAUCUGUAAGUGUCACCGACGCUCAGCGCGCCUCAGAGGCACAGAAUGGUCGUUCGUCACAGUUCAUGGACGCAGACGAGGCAAUCGUCCAGGAGCAGAUACAGCAACAAAUUGCUCAAGGUGUGAAAAUAUAUCCACCACGCGAUGGACCUUCAUAUAGCCCUAGAAGCAUACGCGGCUCGCCUCGACGUCCGCACCUGCGCUCGCAACUGGGAGAGUUUGCUACAUCUCCCACUACGUCUGGCGGACUGCUGCUAGCACCCGCAGAUGAACAUGGUGAGCAGAGCGAUCAGAGUAUGCUCUCUGGUGCGGAAGGUGAUGAGGGCAACUACGAUGGUGUCCGCCGCUCACAAUCCACAAGAAGCAUUAGGAGUGUCGCGUCGACAAAUGCGACUUCUGUUGCUUCCGCUUCGUCGUCUCGCACAUCGAGGACUCCGGUGCCAGGGUCUCUGGCUGAGGAGCUUCGGAGGCAGCUCACGCUUAAGGGUCGACCACCUUCCGAACCUAGCCCUGACAACUCCCCAGCGCAGACAUUACCGACACUUCCAGAAGAGGCAGAACAACAUGGAGGCGCCUCGUCGGAUGGCGUGCCGCCACCGCCACCACCCCCGCCACCUAUGGCAGGGCUGGGCAUUGCAGGCAUUGCGGACGCGCCGCCGCCGCCGCCACCACCACCGCCGCCGCCGCCGCCUCCAGGGACGCGAAUGGCUGUUCCUACUGCGGGCGGCGCUCCUCCGCCUCCUCCGCCUCCGCCUCCUCCACCUCCAGGUCACCGUGUGGCCGUGCCCACCGCCAUGGUCGGCGCGCCGCCGCCGCCGCCACCUCCCCCACCACGCGGACCGUCACCCUUCGGUUCUCAACCAGGCUCUUCUGGACAGUCUCCUUUACUCGGUGCAAACUUCCAAAACCUGCUUAACAUUCGCAAGGACAUUUUGAUCACGCCGAGCGUUAAGCUGAAGCAGCUGCAGUGGGACAAGCUGCCGCAGCAGCAGGUCACGAAGACUGUGUUCAACGACGAGCAGCCCGAAAAGGAGAACGAAUGGAUCAAGAAGUUCCAACUGGACGGGGUCUGGACUGAGAUGGAGGAGGACUUCAAGGCUAAACAGCUCGUUAUAAACCUCAUGGCUAAACAGAAGCGAGCUGAACUGAAGAGUGUGCUCGACCCGCAAACCAAGAAGCGAGUUGAGAUCCUCAUCCAAACUGUCAAGAAGCUGGAGCCCGAAGAAAUUGCCAUGAAAAUCAAGCAUUUCGACCAAGAAGUCUGCACAGAGGUCUUCCUUAGCGAGUUAAAGCCGGUGUUGCCGAAUCCUGAGCAGGUCGGCAAGCUCAACGUCUACAGAAAUGCAGACCCAGAAGAACUUGCAGGCCUUCAUCCCUCAGAUCGGCUCAUGGUGCAACUCAUCAAGAUCGAACGCCUUGGUCCACGUAUUGAAGGCAUGCUCUACAGGCGGAAGUUCGACGAGACGUGGGCGUUAUUGGACGAUAGCGCGCGAAAGUUGUCCGAGGCUGGCACUGCUUUGCUGAAUGCGAAGUAUUUUAAGGAGCUGCUCAGCCUGAUCCUGCUCAUCGGUAAUUACAUGAACGGCACCGGUGUGAAGGGAGGUGCCUUUGGCUUCAGGGUCAGCAGUAUCAACAAGCUCGUUGACACCAAGUCGCUGCACAAUACAACCCUGCUGCACUUCCUGGAACGAACAGUCUCCAAGCAUUUCCUGGAUAUGGAGCACUUCCUGGACGAGCUUGCAGCCCCUGCGGAGGCUUAUCGAGUCAACUUGCAGGAUGUCCGUAAAAGUCUGACCGAACUACGCGAAGGUCUCAAACGCAUCAAGCAAGAGCUUACGGAUCACUUCUCGGAUCCUGAGCAGGUCGAUCGGUAUGGCAAGCAGAUGUGGAACUUCGUCCGGAAAGCAACUAGCCAGGUCGAUGACUUGGUUGACGACGUCAAUCAUGCGGAUACAACCUUCAAUGAUGUCGUCAAGUACUAUGGUGAAGAUGAACGGAAUAUGAGCUCGUCUGAGUUUUAUGGUAUCUUCAAGACGUUCGUGACAUCUUACAAGAAAUCCAAAACAGACAACCUGGCUCUAUUCGAAGAGAAGGUGGCGGCUGAGAAGCGCAAGCAAGCCUCCGAGGAAGCGAGACUCCACCGGGAGAAGGCGAGGGAGGCGGCAGCACAAGACGACACCGAGAACAAUGCUGUCCUGGAUGACCUGCUCGAGAAGCUCCGCAAUGGGGAUAACGUCGGCAGGAAAGCACGCAGGACACGGCCGACCCCGACUGCUCGACCUGCUGCGCCCCUUGAACUCAGCGCUGCAGGAUUGUUGGCCGCCACACAAGGAAACGGCAACGACACUGUGGACAUCGCAAGAGACAUGCUCGCGCGCCUCAAGUCGGAUGGGUUCGAUGCACUGGCACCGGCGUCGCCCACUGCGUCGACGUCAUCGUCCACGCCGCACAGGCGAUCACGGAGGAGAAUGCGUGGCAUCUCUGAAGACUUGGAGGGGUCGUCUCGAUUGUCUUCUAGCGAUGCCCUCUCGGACAGUGGGCAUAUGCACGAAGGGUCACUAGGCUCUGUGUCUGAACUUAUGAUUGGCAUACACGGGGAAGACGAGGCUGAAUCUGUAGUGGCUACGCCUGUGUCCGAACCCCAAGCUGAAACUACUCCGGAGACACCGCCGGAGGAGCCAGUAGAGGCGGCCGAAGGCAGGACAGAGGUUCAAGACGACGCUUAAUGGGUACCCAACGGACGAUUAUCUCCAUGCUUUGAUUUUCGCUCAGAUUUAUCCUGACACUCGCAAUUUUGUUGUAUUAGGCACUCCUACUCCCGACGUGUAUCUCUGGAUCCUUUCUUUCGACGCGGACCAUUGCUGGCAGAUGGUAUUUGGCUAGACACACUGAUUAAUUUUCCAUGCAACUACUGUAACUACGACAUGCAAGCUGUAUAUUUUCGUAUGUUUUCGCGGAGAGCGCUUGUCGUGGCUUCG
This is a messenger RNA of Phanerochaete carnosa HHB-10118-sp, 5725 nucleotides long. RefSeq lists its product as uncharacterized. The record is from RefSeq and is a predicted model, not a curated record. Gene Ontology annotation, molecular function: small GTPase binding; actin binding. Lineage: Eukaryota; Fungi; Basidiomycota; Agaricomycetes; Polyporales; Phanerochaetaceae. The coding region runs from base 269 to 5473 and encodes 1734 amino acids. The transcript is spliced from 12 exons. Gene Ontology annotation, biological process: barbed-end actin filament capping; mitotic actomyosin contractile ring assembly; actin filament bundle assembly. Gene Ontology annotation, cellular component: mating projection tip; cell division site.